CUUAUUAAGUUCGCUUAUUUUAUUUUUUAUAAAAAAUUUAAUAUUAUAAAAAACUUAGUAUAUAUAUUUACUAAGGUUAUAUUUUCGAAUUACGGUUUACUAAAAAAAAUUAUUUUUAAUAAAAAUAAACUAUUUAUUUUAAAGUUUUAA
Colletotrichum tamarilloi is the source of this 150-nucleotide messenger RNA. RefSeq lists its product as uncharacterized. The annotation marks the transcript as partial. The record is from RefSeq and is a predicted model, not a curated record. Lineage: Eukaryota; Fungi; Ascomycota; Sordariomycetes; Glomerellales; Glomerellaceae. The transcript has a single exon.